CUCAAAGAAGGUAGGUUGUGCCCGCAAGCUGUCAAGGGAGAAGGAAGCGAACAACCGUCAACAAAGUCGUUUAAUUUGCAGUGGCCUUUGGACUGACACUCUGGCCUUUGGAAAGAGGAAUGAGGUCCCUUGCAGCUGGUUCAGGAACUCUCAGCUCUCGAGGCGACCGUUGGCCUGAGGCACAGCGCGCGAUCGCUGAUUGAAGCAGGAGUCCUCUGCAUCGCCUCUUCAUCACCUCCUCAUCAGCUCUGGACCCCGGUGCCCGCCGCCCCUCUCCCGGCGCCCGUCCCGCGGUCUCCCCCGUCCCCGCUCUCUCUCUCUCCUCCCGUCCCAGAGCGUGCCCCGGGCCUUGUGCAGCGCUCGCGGCCCCGUGCCCCCCGCCGGCAGCCCCGCUGUGUGUUGGCGUGCGAUGGCGCGGCGGGACACCGAAGGUUGCCGCGCCGGGCUGUGAUGUCAGAGCCCAGCAGCCCCGGAGAGAGCCAGUGUGGCGCUCCUAGAUUCUUCGUGGGCUGCGAGGACGAUGAGAACGAGAGCCUGGACGACUGCAGCAUGAGGACAGACAUGGAGCUGUACGAGGAUGACGAGGAGGCCGACUCGCCCCCAGAGCGGCAGAUCGUGGUGGGGAUCUGCUCGAUGAUGAAGAAGUCCAAGUCCAAGCCCAUGACCCAGAUCCUGGAGCGGCUCUGCAAGUUCGAGUACAUCACCGUCGUCAUCUUCCCCGAGGACGUGAUACUCAACGAGGCCGUGGAGAACUGGCCCCUCUGCGACUGCCUCAUCUCCUUCCACUCCAAAGGAUUUCCUCUGGACAAAGCAGUGAGUUACGCAAAACUCAGAAACCCACUUCUCAUCAACGACCUGAACAUGCAGUACUUCAUACAGGACAGGAGGGAGGUGUAUCGCAUUUUGCAGGAAGAAGGGAUCGAUUUACCGCGCUACGCCAUAUUAAACCGGGACCCAGACAAGCCGGAGGAGUGCAACCUGGUUGAAGGAGAGGACCACGUGGAGGUGAACGGGGAGGUCUUCCAGAAGCCUUUUGUGGAGAAGCCGGUCUGCGCCGAGGACCACAACGUGUACAUCUACUACCCCACCUCCGCCGGCGGGGGCAGCCAGCGCCUCUUCCGAAAGAUUGGGAGCCGCAGCAGUGUGUACUCACCGGAGAGCAGCGUGCGGAAGACGGGCUCCUACAUCUACGAGGAGUUCAUGCCCACAGACGGCACAGACGUGAAGGUGUACACAGUGGGUCCGGAUUACGCCCAUGCUGAGGCUCGUAAAUCCCCAGCCCUGGACGGGAAGGUGGAACGGGACAGCGAGGGAAAAGAGAUCCGCUACCCAGUGAUGCUUACUGCCAUGGAGAAGCUAGUGGCUCGCAAGGUGUGCCUGGCUUUCAAGCAAACGGUGUGUGGCUUUGACCUCCUUCGAGCGAACGGACACUCCUAUGUCUGUGAUGUCAAUGGCUUCAGCUUUGUGAAGAACUCCAUGAAGUACUACGAUGACUGUGCCAAGAUCCUGGGGAACAUCGUGAUGAGGGAGCUGGCUCCCCAGUUUCAGAUCCCCUGGUCCGUCCCUGCCGAAGCGGAGGACAUCCCCAUUGUCCCCACCACGUCUGGAACCAUGAUGGAGCUGCGCUGUGUCAUUGCGGUAAUCCGGCACGGGGACCGAACCCCCAAACAGAAGAUGAAGAUGGAAGUGAGAAACCCGAUGUUCUUCGAUCUGUUUGAAAAAUACGGAGGCUAUAAGACAGGGAAGCUGAAACUGAAGAAGCCAAAGCAGUUACAGGAGGUGCUGGACAUUGCCCGGCAGCUGUUGGCAGAUCUGGGACAGCACAAUGACUGUGAGAUUGAAGAGAAGAAGUCCAAAUUGGAGCAGCUUAAAACAGUUCUGGAGAUGUAUGGCCAUUUCUCUGGAAUAAACAGGAAAGUACAGCUCACCUACCUGCCUCAUGGCCAGCCCAAAACAUCCAGUGAAGAGGAAGAUUCCCGUAAGGAGGGCCCCUCCUUACUGCUGGUGCUGAAAUGGGGCGGGGAGCUGACCCCGGCGGGCAGAGUGCAGGCGGAGGAGCUGGGCAGGGCCUUCCGCUGCAUGUACCCUGGAGGACAAGGUGACUAUGCCGGGUUCCCUGGCUGCGGCCUGCUGAGGCUGCACAGCACCUACCGGCACGACCUCAAGAUCUACGCGUCCGACGAGGGCAGGGUGCAGAUGACCGCAGCGGCCUUCGCGAAGGGUCUGCUGGCCCUGGAGGGCGAGCUGACGCCCAUCCUGGUGCAGAUGGUGAAGAGUGCCAACAUGAACGGGCUGCUGGACAGCGACAGCGACUCGCUGACCGGCUGCCAGCAUCGCGUGAAGGCCCGGCUGCACGAGACCAUGCAGAAGGACGAGGACUUCACCGAGCAGGACUUCGACAGGCUGGCUCCAACGGGCAGCCCUUCCCUGGUGAAUUCUAUGAAGAUGGUGGAGAAUCCGGUAAAAACAUGUGACCAGGUUUAUGCGCUUAUCCAGAGUCUCACCUCCCAGAUCCGCAAGAGGCUGGAGGACCCCAAAUCAGCAGACCUGCAGCUCUAUCACAGUGAGACCCUGGAGCUGAUGCUGCAGCGCUGGUCCAAACUGGAGCGCGACUUCCGCAUGAAGAGCGGCCGCUACGACAUCAGCAAGAUCCCGGACAUCUACGACUGCGUGAAGUACGACGUGCAGCACAACGCCUCCCUGGGACUGGAGGACACGCUGGAGCUCUUCAGGCUGUCCCGCGCGCUGGCCGACAUCGUCAUCCCACAGGAGUAUGGCAUCAACAAAGUGGAGAAGCUGGACAUUGCGUACGCCUACUGCCUCCCGCUGGUGAGGAAGAUCCAGAUGGACCUGCAGAGGACACACGAGGACGAAUCGGUCAAUAAACUGCACCCGCUGUACUCCCGUGGAGUGAUGUCACCUGGUCGCCAUGUGCGAACUCGGCUCUAUUUCACCAGUGAGAGCCACGUCCACUCCCUGCUCAGCAUCUUUCGCUAUGGAGGCCUGCUCGAUGAGGAGAAGGACCAGCAGUGGAAGCGUGCCAUGGAUUACCUCAGCGCUGUGACCGAGCUCAAUUACAUGACACAGAUCGUCAUUAUGCUGUACGAGGACAAUAACAAGGACCCCUCCUCAGAGGAACGCUUCCAUGUGGAGCUGCAUUUCAGUCCCGGGGUGAAGGGCUGCGAGGAUGAGGAGAACGCACCCAUGGGUUUCGGGUUCCGCCCCGCCUCUGCUGAGAACGAGCAGAAGCAGACGGAUCCUGGCAGCCUGGAGGACCUGUCCCGCGACGAGCCCGACCGGGCCGUGCCGCUCACCGAGCCAAUCAGCAUCCAGAGGAGGUCCCCGCUCAUUCGCAACCGCAAGACGGGCUCCAUGGAGGUCCUCUCCGAAACGUCGUCCUCCAAGGCGGGGGGCUACCGCCUCUUCCCCUCCUGCUCGCGCCAGUCGCCAGAGAUGAAGCAGAGCGGAUUAGGGUCUCAGUGUGCAGGACUCUUCAGUACCACCGUCCUAGGGGGGUCCUCUAGCGCCCCCAACCUGCAGGACUACGCGCGUACACACCGCAAAAAAUUCUCCUCUGGCAGUCUGUCCUAUAAAGACGAGUUGUUGUCUAUGCCGGCAGUAAAGCGAUUUUCUGUGUCGUUUGCAAAGCAUCCGACUAAUGAGCCCCUGGACGAGCACCAUGUGGUCCAGCUCCUGAGGCGGUCCUCCACAGACCUGGCAAUGGGCUACCCGCUCUUUCUGGAUGGGGCGCUCGCCCACCACCUGCACCAGUGCUCCUACCACCUGCGCCUCUUCCGCAACUGGUUACUCUCCGGCCAGGACGCCCUAGAGUACCUCUACGGCUUCGAGGGCUGCUCCAUGGUGCCCUCUAUCUACCCGCUGGAGACGCUGCACAACUCGCUCUCGCUCAAGCAGGUGGAUGAGUUCCUGACGGCCGUGUGCGAGAGUGCCGGAGACUCGCACUCCAGAACCACCAGAGCUCUCUCUGCCAUGUUCGACUCUCAGAGCCAGCCCUCUGUGGAUGCCUACAUCCCCCAGAGAGUCCUGUCCUCCUCCGUGUCCCUGCGCCAACGGGCGGAGCGCCCGCCUUGGUACAGCAGCGGUCCGUCGAGCACGGUGUCCAGCGCCGGGCCGUCCUCGCCCACAACCGCGGACACGUCGCCCCGCUUCAGCUUCAGCGACAAGACCCCGCUGACGCCCCAGAGCAGCGAGGAGGCGCACUCCGGCCAGCAGGGGGGUGGCCAGCCCUCCGCCAACGCGCCCGGCAGCCCGCCGCCUGACGCCAGCCCCACCGCCGCUCAGCCGGACGCUGAGGCUGAAGCUCCGGGCAGCCCCGGCCAGGAGCCAGCGGCAGCACCCGAGGAAGCCCUGGGCGAGGCCGGGGACAGCCCGCCCAGCGCGGCGCUGCAGGACCUCAGCCUGGGCCGGAUGGAGCCCUGCUGCGGGCUCCCCGGCUCUCUCCCCGUCCUGCUGGAGCUCCGGGAGAGCGGCUCCGAGGCCGGCUCCAGCGCGCAGACGCCCCUCACCCCGGAGGACAGCGACGAGUUCUUCGACACGCAAGAGACUGUGGACGUGUGGAAGAACAGCCCUGGGAAACUGCCCCACCCAGGAACCCCCCUGGAGGUGGGCGUGGCCCACUCGUCUGAGCCUUAGGGACAGGAAGAAAGAGAGAGAGGACGAGAAGGGGGGGGCAGAGCUGUGUUAGUGCUGUCUUAGACCUUCAGUGAUUCAACUGUCUUGUCUUGAAGGGGUUAACCCCUGUGUGAAGUAUAUAGCACUCAUACUGCUAUCGAACCAGAUGUCUGUUCAGCACUCUGUGGAGCAGUGUACAUAGGAGAACAGCAUCUCCGUUAUCACGGCUCGCUUUGCCACCGCCCUAUGCAAAAGCAACAAAAGGAAAACUAGCCUCUCUUACUCGUGUUCGUGGUUAAUGUUGCACGUUCAUGCACAUUUCGUGGGGAAGCGAUGGCUCUCAUCUCAGCCUCUUGUCUCUUAACAAAUGGCUUAGUAAAGUGAAGCAUUUGAUGCAGCUUCCUUGAACUGAAUCUGAUGCUGUCCAUCUGAAUUUCACUCCCCCCCAGCUGCCCUCCGCUCGUGUGCGCUGUACGCAUAGCUUAAAAAUGUUCAGUCACCGGCUGUGGAGAGCAGCUGACCGUCUGCCCAGAGAGGCCUGGUGGCUUCACUUUCCCUCUCUGUGAGGACAGAAGCCUUUCCUGAGGAGAGAGGCACUUCCUCUACGGGUGUUUCACACCAGGGAAACUCAUAGUGGCCAGUGGAUCAAGCCAGGACUGCAAGAAUCGCAACUGCUGUGUUCGGAAAUCGGGCAGUUCUCUUUUUUUGCUGUGUUCAUUUGUUCCUGUGUAGGUUAUGUCAUUGUUUAUCAUUUCCAAUGAAAAGUGUUGACUUUCUAUGUCUUUGUGUCAGUACGAUUUUUUUCAGAAUGACCCUACUGUGGUAAAUGACUUUGGAAGCGUAGUUUCUUUUUGAGAAGAGGAUCUGGGAAAAGGAGCUUCGGGUCUUAACCACUGUCUGACUCUCAUGCCUGCCCUCAUGGCUCAAACCAUAAUGGUACACAUUGUCAAGGGACGAGCGUGGUCUUUGUCCACUGUACUGCCAUACUGCCACAACGUACACUGAUAUCAAACCACGUACUGAACACACAUUCAAAAAAACCAAUCACUCAACUGCUUUUUUGCCAAAGUUUUUUAAGUGUCAUCUGCCACUAAUAUAAAGAAGUAAAGAUCUAUUUUUGACUGCAAACGAAGACUGCGAGAUGCAAGGUAGUAUUUUUAAUUGCUUAAAAUCACAAAUGAAAUAAUGUUUAAUCCUGCAUCGUGUUUCAUAUCAAGUUUGUAUUUUUGUAGCGUGCGAUGUCACAAAUUGAAAUGAAAACAGUGGAAAAUGCAAAUCCAUGCAUCGAUUGCUAAAGGAAAUUCAAAAUUGUCUCUUUUUUUUGUCACCCUGGUUGUGGCUCCACAUUUGAUACCAUGAGAAUUUCAAGAGCUGUCACCACUAAAAUACUGCUGUUUUUGUAAUGCGACCUAUUUCUUUUUAUUUGUUUGUGUGUAUUGUACAGUAUCGGCAAUAAGUUAAAAUGAGAUUCUGUAUUUUAUAAUUGGGAUUUAUUUAGUGUUUCUUUUGUAUAGUACAGAUGCUGAUUUAUGUAGGAGGAAAAACAUUAUUUAAUGUCAAUUGGAGAAAUUAUUGCUGCUCAGAAGGAAACACUGUAAAGUAUCAUGUUAAUAGAUGUGGAGGAAAAAAGAACAAUAUUAAAA
Megalops cyprinoides (Indo-Pacific tarpon) is the source of this 6275-nucleotide messenger RNA. RefSeq names its product inositol hexakisphosphate and diphosphoinositol-pentakisphosphate kinase 2-like. Lineage: Eukaryota; Metazoa; Chordata; Actinopteri; Elopiformes; Megalopidae. Bases 451 to 4653 code for a protein of 1400 amino acids. Gene Ontology annotation, biological process: inositol phosphate biosynthetic process; inositol metabolic process. Gene Ontology annotation, molecular function: 5-diphosphoinositol pentakisphosphate 1-kinase activity; inositol hexakisphosphate kinase activity; diphosphoinositol pentakisphosphate kinase activity. Gene Ontology annotation, cellular component: cytosol. The transcript is spliced from 31 exons. The record is from RefSeq and is a predicted model, not a curated record.